CAGAGGAUGCCUGGGCACAGGUUGUGACCAAAGCUGAGCCUGGGCUCCAAGUCAGGGAAGGUGGCAGUGUUAGAGCACUGUGUCAAGGUAGGGCCACUACCCAUACAUAACCUCCCUCCCCAGCUUCUGAGGGUGGACGGGGCCAAGACCACCUGGUCUGAGAGCAGGGCUGGGGCUCUACCACCUCCUCCCCAGGUGCCUAGUUCCUGGAGGGGCCGCAGGGGCGGGGGCCCCAGGAAACCCUUUGAAAGCCCAUCACCACCUCUGGUGUCCCACAGUGAUAUGCCUGAGAUAUUUGUGCAAAAGUGGAUGUGGGCUAAAGCCUCCCUACUCCACCUGGAGAAACUGACAGGACAAAUCCAUGUUCCCGGGCACCGCCUUCCCGAUACCCCACAAUUAGACACUCAGCAGUAACCCAGGAUGCCCUACACCACACAUACCACCACACACACCGUACAGCACACACACACACCGUACAGCACACACACACACACCACACACAGACACACACACACACACACAUACCCAGAUGCGUGCAGCAACAGGGGAGAGGGGCGGGGCCCGAGCGCAGGUUGUUGGCCCCUAAACUACACUUCCCAGAAGGCUGUACAACACUCUCGUCCAGGUCCGAUGUUAAGGGCCUCCGGCCCAGACGCCCUCUGGGAACUGAAGUCCGCCCCUGCGCGACGCAAAGGCUCCCGGGAGUUGUAGUGCACGUUCGGACGGCGCAGGCGCACGUCCCACGACAGCCGACUGGAGCUCCUUUGUGGUGGCCGCGGUCCUUUUGUGGAGGCGGUGUGGCUCGGCCGCGCGUCCGUCCGGCGGUGGGUCGGUCUGCCAUUGCGCCCCGGGCCUGUGUGCCGCCCACGGCACCCCCGGCUCCGAGAGGCCGAGCCCGAGGCCUGUCCGGCUCGCGCGGGCCCAGGAGGCGUGGGUGACGGGCCGGUGGGGCGCGCAGGAUGGGGCGGGGGCGCCUGUGGAGCCCGCCCGACCCCGAGCUGGGGCGCCGACCGGCCUCACGGGGCUGCCCAGAGGUGUCCUGAGCGCCAGGAGCGGGCCCCACCCCGUGGCGGCCGCCGAGGAAGGCGCCAUGGAGACCCCGGCCCCGGAGCCCCGGGAGACAGCUCUCCCCUCUCAGGACCCUGCUCUUUCCCGCCAAGAGAUUCCAGAAGAUAAAAUGGGUCAGGGUCUCCUGGAAGCCAGGUGCGAGGAAUCGGUGACUUUCAAGGAUGUGGCUGUGGACUUCACCCAGGAAGAGUGGGGCCAGCUGGACUCCCCUCAGAGGGCCCUGUACCGGGAUGUGAUGCUGGAGAACUACCAGAACCUUCUCGCCCUGGGGCCUCCGGUCUGCAAGCCCGACGUGAUCUCCCACCUGGAGCGAGGUGAGGAGCCAUGGCGGGUGCCCAGAGAGGUUCCCGGAGGGGUGCGUCCAGAGCGGGGGCCCAGGCCUGAGAUCGGGGAGCUGUCACCUCAGCAGCCGGUCAUUUACAAAGAAGAGCCUUCGUGGGAGCCUGUCUCGGAGCAGGUGGCGCCGUCUGAUCUCCAUGUCCUGAGUCUGGGUGAUGGUGGCGCUUGGGGUGGCCUGGUGACUGCUCUGUCAUGUGACGAGGCUGUGCUCUGGAGGCCCGUGCCCGCCAGCGCUGAGGACAUUUCCACGGAGGAGCGCUGCCAGGGUCACAGGGUGUCUGAGAAGGACAUUCGCCCGAGGUGCGCCAUCCCCACAGCAGGAGGCUCUCUGGACGGACACGCAGAGAGCUUCCCACCCAGCGGGGCCGGGAGCUGGCGGCAGAGACCCGGCAGGGGGAGAAAGUCCAGUGGGAAGGAGCCGCCCACCGGCAGGCGGCGGGGCAGUGGGGAAGGGGCCAGCGUCUUCGCGUGCGGAGACUGCGGAAAGGCCUUCCAGCAGAGUGCAGCGCUGGCACUGCACCGGCGCUGGCACACACGGGAGAAGGCCUACAAGUGCAGCGAGUGCGGCAAGGCCUUCACCUGGAGCACCAACCUCCUGGAACACCAGCGCAUCCACACCGGUGAGAAGCCCUUCUUCUGCGGCGAGUGCGGCAAGGCCUUCAGCUGCCACUCGUCCCUGAAUGUGCACCAGCGCAUCCACACAGGCGAGAGGCCCUACAAGUGUGGCGCCUGCGAGAAGGCCUUCAGCUGCAGCUCCCUGCUCAGCAUGCACCUGCGCGUCCACACUGGCGAGAAGCCCUACAAAUGCGCCGAGUGCGGCAAGGCCUUCAACCAGAGGACGCACCUGACGCGACACCACAGGAUCCACACCGGGGAGAAGCCCUACAAGUGUGCCGAGUGCGGCAAGGCCUUCACCUGCCACUCGUCCCUGACGGUGCACGAGAAGAUCCACAACGGUGACAAGCCGUUCAAGUGCAGUGACUGCGAGAAGGCCUUCAACAACCGCUCCCGCCUGACGCUGCACCAGAGGACCCACACGGGCGAGAAGCCCUUCAAGUGCGGCGACUGCGGGAAGGGCUUCAGCUGCCACUCCUACCUCGUCGUGCACCAGCGCAUCCACAGCGGGGAGAGGCCCUUCCGCUGCAACGAGUGCGGCAAGGCCUUCAGCUCCCACUCCUACCUGAUUGUGCACCAGCGCGUGCACACCGGGGAGAAGCCCUUCGACUGCAGCCGGUGCUGGAAGGCCUUCAGCUGCCACUCGUCCCUCAUCGUGCACCAGCGCGUGCACACCGGGGAGAAGCCCUACAAGUGUGGCCAGUGUGGCAAGGCCUUCAGCCAGAAUCACUGCCUCAUUAAACAUCAGAAGGUCCACUCCGUGGAGAAGCCGUUUAAGUGCAACGAGUGUGGCGAGGUGUUCAGCUGGAGCGGCCCACUGGCGGAGCACCAGAGAGCCCACAACGAGGAGAAGCCCUUCGCCAUCCAGUUGGACAAGCACUUGCUCAGCACCUACUAUGUACCCGGCGGCCUGCUGGGCGCGGGGGGCUCGGGCGUGGACCCCAUCGAUGCCCUGGACAUGGCUGAGCUCCUGUGCGUGGUCCCCCCCUCAGCCACCAGGAAUUGCCCCCUGGGCAGCAAGCCUGGAAAUUGACGCAGGAGGUCAUCCCAAGGAGGCCCAGCUUCACGCACCUGCCUUAGGCAAGCACCUCUGAGAGGCCAUCACCUCCCGGGAGGAAGAUGCUGCAGGAGAGUUGAGGGCCGUUUGAGGAUGUCCCGCCGUCCUGUUUUCCUUGGUGGGUUCGGAAGUCACUGAAAGGGGAGUGGAUGAUUUCUGCAGAUAAAAAGACGGUAUGUCAGCUGUUGUGUCCUUGGACAGCCUCCUGGCAUGAUUUCGAUCAGGAGUUUCCUCUGUAAAUUGUUACGUUAAUGAUGUUAAAAAACAAGAAUUAUGAACAGCAUUACUUCCAAGUGAAGAUUAUUCUAUUCCAGGAUGGGGGAGUAAUCUCGGAUGGUGGGGGCUUGGGAAAAAGUGAACUUCCUGGACUCAGCUCACUUACGUAGCAGCCGCCAGAGAACCCAGCCCAGCAUCCGAGGAGCCAGGUCUUGAUACAACAGCAUCGUGCCUGGCCACCUUGUCUGUGGUGGGAAAGUGGGACACACAAGUACGUGCAUCUGGGAGAGAGGGGUCUGGAAGCACGCUGUCACCCCCGGCUGGCAAGGCUGCCUGCAGGGCCUCUCUGUGGACCAUGCAGCUCGGCUUCCCUGCCCCGCCCCGCCUGGCCCCAUCCCGCCCGAGGAGCCCCUCGAGGACUCUCACCCCCGUGCUCUCGCAGAGGCGGAAAGCGUGGUCUUCUGGGGCUUGUCACGCUUGAAGCGUGUCAUUUCUACUCAGUUCUAAGCAGGUAUAAGCUGUCUUCUCAGUGGUGAUACUUCACACUUGUAUAGAGAGUGCUAUAGUUUACGAAAUGCUUUUUAGUAUACUUUUUAAAUUGUGGAGGCAAAGUAACCACAUUUCAGGAAAUACAGAAUUAAGGGGGAACUACCCAUAAUUCUUAAUAAAACAGCAUUUCACGCUUUGA
This is a messenger RNA of Camelus dromedarius (Arabian camel), 3983 nucleotides long. It is a transcript of the gene ZNF74, whose product is annotated as zinc finger protein 74. Gene Ontology annotation, biological process: regulation of DNA-templated transcription. Bases 1091 to 3055 code for a protein of 654 amino acids. The transcript is spliced from 5 exons. The record is from RefSeq and is a predicted model, not a curated record. NCBI's taxonomy places the organism in Eukaryota, Metazoa, Chordata, Mammalia, Artiodactyla, Camelidae.